AUGCCAGGAAAAUCGGUUUUACUUUCAGUUGUGUCACUGGCGUUGGUGGCAAUGGGAUGGAGUGUGGAUACCACAGUAGCGUUUUCUCUUGUUCCAACAUGUACUGGACAAAGAACACCUCUCCCAGUGCUAUUCAUGGGUCUCUAUGAUACACCGCUUCCGCCACCACCCCCACCUCGAGAAGAAGAAGACAAAGAUGACUCGGAAGAAAAUGACGACGACAACGAUGACGAACCACUGGACGUCUCCCAACGACUCUUUUCCUGGGCCAUGGAUGGUACCGAAACACAAGACUUGUUGCCUCCACUGGGACGGCGGUUGGACAGUGGCGUAGGGUGCUACUUUGAAGAGACGGAUCGAAAGGUGCAAAAUUUGGCCGAAAACGCCAAUUGUCACGCCGAGGAUGCGGCAUGGGCAUUGGAAGCCUGCAAGGGUGACACCACCGAAGCAUGGACGCGAAUAUCCAUGGCCAAACGCAUGACAUUGGAGUCGAUUCCAUUGUCGACUGACACCGACAAUAAUGACGACGACAACUCGGAAUUUCUAAAACAAGUCAAAGCAGAUCUCUACGAUAUGAUGCUAGAGGAAGACUUUCAAGAAAUGAAAGAAAAACGAAUCAAAGCGGAAGAGAUUCGAGAGUAUAAGAAACGGUUCAUUCUGAGUGACAAAGAUGCACAAUGGCUACCCACGGACAAUCCAAAACCUGUUGACGAUGAACCAUGGUUUACAGGAUAG
Seminavis robusta is the source of this 735-nucleotide messenger RNA. The record is from the annotation of a GenBank genome assembly. NCBI's taxonomy places the organism in Eukaryota, Bacillariophyta, Bacillariophyceae, Naviculales, Naviculaceae.